GAAAAAUUUUAAAUUAAUAAACAUCAACAAAACAAAAUUCGCGAAAGAAACUUUUUUUAAUAUUUAUAAAUCGAAUCCAAAACUUGACAAUUUCACUUCAAUUCGAUUUUUGUUUGAACAACGUUCGUUGUAUACGAGUAUUUUUUUACUGAAAAAAAAAUUCAUUCCAAUUUCAAUUUGAUUUUUUUUUCUAAAUUUUGUGCAACCAAAAAAACAUUGAUUAUACAAAAAUGUCGAGCAUGCAAGAAGAUUCAAUCUAUUUGAAUGGUGAUAUAUCUCCAAACCAAAUUCUUGGUAAUGGUGAUAGUCAUCAUCCUCAUGAUCAACAUGAAGAAUCAUUUUUAUUUGCAUCAGAAUCGGUUGGCGAAGGACAUCCAGAUAAAAUGUGUGAUCAGAUAAGUGAUGCAAUUUUGGAUGCAUAUUUAACUGUUGAUCCAAAUGCAAAAGUUGCAGCCGAAGUUGCAACCAAAUCAAAUUUAAUAUUUGUAUUCGGUGAAAUAACAUCAUCAGCAAAUGUUAACAUUGAAGAUGUUGUUCGUAAUACUGUCAAACGUAUUGGUUAUGAUUCAAUUGAUAAAGGUUUUGAUUAUCGUAAUUGUAAGAUUGAAAUUGCAUUGGAAAAUCAAAGUCCUGAAAUUGCUUCUGGUGUUCAUGUAAAUCGUUGUGAAGAAGAAUUAGGUGCUGGCGAUCAAGGACUUAUGUUUGGCUAUGCUACCGAUGAAACAGAAGAAUUUAUGCCAUUAACAGUAGUAUUGUCACAUAAUUUGAAUAAAAAAAUUGCCGAACUUCGACGUAAUGGUGUUUUUCCAUGGGCUCGGGCUGAUAGUAAAACACAAAUUACUUGUGAAUAUCGUUUUCAUAAUGGAUCAGCUGUACCUGUACGUGUUCAUACUGUUGUUGUUUCGAUUCAACAUUCUGAAUCAAUUACAUUGACCGAACUUCGUAAAGAAAUUUUGGAAAAAGUAAUCAAAGAAGUAAUUCCUUCAAAUUAUUUGGACAAUGAAACUAUUUAUCAUAUUAAUCCAUGUGGUAAUUUUAUUAUUGGUGGUCCUGCUUCGGAUGCUGGUCUUACUGGUCGUAAAAUUAUUGUCGAUACAUAUGGUGGUUGGGGUGGACAUGGUGGUGGAGCUUUUUCCGGUAAAGAUCCAACCAAAGUUGAUCGAUCGGCUGCUUAUGCUGCACGUUGGGUAGCUAAAUCAUUAGUAAAUGCAGGUCUUUGUCGAAGAUGUUUGGUACAAGUAUCAUAUGCAAUUGGUAUUGCUCAACCAUUGUCAAUAACAGUAUUUUCAUUCGGUACAUCACGUUUGACACAAAAACAAUUGGUACAAGUUGUUAAUGAAAAUUUUGAUCUUCGUCCUGGCGUUAUUAUCAGAGAUCUUAAAUUGAAUAGACCAAUUUAUGAGGAAACAUCUUGUUAUGGACAUUUUGGUCGACCAGAAUUUCCAUGGGAAUGUCCAAAACAGCUCAAUUUAAAAUCGGUAAAAUCAUCAUUGAACGGUGGUAAUGAUAAUAAUUAUACGGCCAAUGGAAAUGGAAAAUAUAAUCAUCAUUGAUAAUCCAAAUGAUGAUGAUUAUUAUAUUAAACAAAAAUUAUUUUAUUCAGUAUAUUUAGGGCCAUUAUUCU
This is a messenger RNA of Dermatophagoides pteronyssinus (European house dust mite), 1624 nucleotides long. Its product is annotated as S-adenosylmethionine synthase-like. Gene Ontology annotation, biological process: S-adenosylmethionine biosynthetic process. The record is from RefSeq and is a predicted model, not a curated record. Gene Ontology annotation, molecular function: methionine adenosyltransferase activity; ATP binding. NCBI's taxonomy places the organism in Eukaryota, Metazoa, Arthropoda, Arachnida, Sarcoptiformes, Pyroglyphidae.